AUGCCUCCACCAGGAAGCGCUCCGCACUUCAAUGCCGGACAGAACCAGACAGAGACCACGGAACCCUACUACAGCAAUGAAGAUGUCGCGAUUCUGCACGACAUCGUGGUGUUGGCGCAAGAGCUCUUCCCAAAGCUACCGGAUCGCGAGAGACUGCCAACAAACGCGUUAUUUGGUGCAUACUAUGAUGUGCUCUCCCGUGUCGGAGUCGAUACGGAUCAUGAUAAUCGAUAUGCUCGGGUUCUGUUCAAGAUCGGAGGACAAAGGGGUCCCGCGACCAUGUACGAGAAGUUCGAGGCGGUCCUGGCUAGGAUGGGCAUCGAGAUCGAAUACGACCAGGAUAACCAAGAGGAUGGCCAGGAACAUAGCAAGCUGGCAGACUCGCACGUUGGAACUGAGGGUACCGCAGCCAGCGAAAGGUUCGCCACGAAUGAUGACAAGAACGCGCACCGGAAGCAAAGGCGCAAUUCAGAAAGCUCAGCUUGGGAUGUGGGCAUCGAUGUCAAAUCACAACCGACAACACGGCGCAACUCAUUCUCCAUCGUUGGAAAAGACCAUUCUCGAAUCGUCAUUGAAAAGGAGAUCUUCCAGCCGGGUCAGCAAGCACUCCUCGCUACCCAAGAAAAUAAUGCCAGACCGCCCAUCUCAAAGACAAAGAAUACCGACCACAGCGUUGGAGCCUGGCUGAACGCGAGCUGCGAAAGACCGCGCACACCUCGCAGCAGAUCUGUUUCAUCCCAUGGUAGCAUGCGAGCUCGAAAGCAAUCAACGUUGCAAGACCACGAGCAGCACCACCAUAGAGCAACAACUCCAUCUGUACCCCUGUCAGAAUACGACCUAACUAGCAGCGAAAUAACUGCUGCUACUUCUGCAUUCGAGGAGGAGACUGUACCAAAUUGGACGCAGGCAGUCGUUCACAGACCCGCGCCAAAAGCCGAAGCCUUGCUCGCGAUCAAAGCAGCUUUAUUUUACCAAGCGCAACUCGAGGCUUUGGUGAAGAAGCGAUUGCGGAGUUGGAAGGACAGAGCUCGCGAUCUCAAGCAGGACAAUCUUGGUCUCGAGUUGAUAGCGACAGAUCACGACCAAAAAGCACUUUCCCAAUCAGCCUUUGAUUCAUGGCGCCAUGCGUUCCUGGCGAAGCGCAAAGCCGCAGAGUUGGAACGGUUUCAAGCACGUCGUGAACAACAAGCUUGGGAGUCGAGAGGGAACUAUUUAUUGCAAACAUCCUUCUAUCACUGGCUGCACGUUGCCAACUUUCAUAUUCGCCGCACAGCCCUCGCAAGAAAGCUGGUAGUAAGCACCCGAGUUCUCAAUGCUUGGAAGGACAUCACAGCUGUUAAUGAGCUCAAAGUCCGCCGCCAAGUUCUCAUGAAGUUCUUUGGUGUGUGGAAGCGACAGCACGCAAAUUCCGUGGAGGAAUUCACACAGGCCGUCCAAAAGUACGAGGGCAAUUUGAUAGAGAAAGUCUACCGGUUGUGGGUUCGGAGUCUGUGGGAGAUGAAAGCGACCAAGUGGAGGACAGAUAAAACUAGGAGGAGGGUCUUAUUUCGAUGGAUCGUUGUUUCGCAUAACAACUGGGAGAAUCGCAAUUCUGCUGAAGAAAAACGAAAGCUCGACUUGGCAUGGCAUGCGUGGAAACUUUGGAGAACUAGGGCGGAGGAUCAGUGGCGCUGUGGUCAAGAGGCAGAUGCACAUUAUCAUGGAAAUGUUCUUCGCCCCUAUUUGAUCAAAUGGCGCAAAGAAACAAAAAUUAUACCAGCGAUCAUUACGGUUCAAUCGAAAGCAGCUGUAGGAACACUUCGAGACACCUUUGGGAUUUGGAAGUACCGUGCUCGCCAGGAAAGGGAGGCAGCCACAAUGGAUCGCAUGAAGAUAUUGAAGGAAGCUCUGACUGUGUGGCGUUAUAAACACCUGUCAACCAUACUUGCUGCCCGUAUCGAUCAUCGCGUCUUGGCUGGGGCUUUCUCGUUGAUGCGCCUUCGUGAAGCAAGGAUUUUGUUUGGUCGGCAUCACAGGCUGAGGAACUCUCGGGCCGCCUUCGACUUCUGGAAGCAAAGAAUGGAGGACGCCAGGCGACGGAGAUUGACACAGGAAGACCUGGCUAGAUCACUUAUUGCUCAGAAGACCAAGAUCGAUGUUUUACACACUUGGGCAUUUCGCACAGACACGAAGCAACGACUGGAAGUUGUAGCGAUGGACCAUCACCAUCCACGUCUUUUGCAAGGCUCGGUGACGAAAUGGUCCACGCGGGCCCGGCACCUCCAAGAGCUGGACAGACGGUCACAGGAUGCCAACUAUUACCUUGUUCUUACGAAAGCACUCAGACAAUGGAAAGUCUCCGCGGAACAUUCAAGGAGAGAGAAGCGGAGGGCCGCCUAUGCCCAAGUCAGGCGAGCGGCAAAAAUUAGCCUGAUACGAGGUGUAUUGCACACUUGGCAAGAUAAGGCACGGCAAACUACGAAAUUGCACUCACAAGCCGCUGAAGUGAUUGAGAACAAAACUGUCAUUCUUGCAAUGGAUCUCUUUGACCGUUGGAAAGCUCGUGCAGAGGAGGUUACCGAACUUGACGGCUUGUGGCGGGAGAACAUAUUGCAGAAGCAUUUCACGUCAUGGAAAAAUCGUUCCAGCGCGGUUCAGGCUCUGGAGACGGAAGCAGUCCUCAAUUACCAGGAGCAUCGAGAAAGUCGAGCUGUGAAGCAAUGGAGUCUUCUUGCACUCAAGGUCAGAGCCCAAGUCAACUACGCAACCAAUAUCCGUGAGAAGAAUGCGAAGAAGAACUUCAGGAAGAUAUUCUCGUACUGGCGCCAAAAGGCACUCCAGAACCGACCGGGGAAGAGGGUAAUCUUCGUAGAAUCGAGUCAAUUUGGUGCGAAGGCAAAAUUCGAAGCAUUUUCGGAAUUUGAGGAAGACCUUGAACUGGAUGAGUGGGCGGAAGGGCUCGAUGAGACGGGUGCUGUGUCUACACCACUUCCAGGGUACCUGAGCACCCCAUCCAGAAGAUCCGAGAGAGUGAUGGCCGUGGCUGCAAGGUUCUCAACGACUCCAAAGGCGCCUCUCUCAACGCCCUUUGAACGACAGCUACGGGCACAGUGGUCCGGAGGCGUCCCAUCCCUUCGAAAGCCAAAGGCUCGAAGCGCGUCAGGCAUUGAAAAGGACUUUGCCGAUAUACCAGAGAAUAAUAUGAGUGAUGAGCAAGAGUCAUGA
Cadophora gregata is the source of this 3204-nucleotide messenger RNA. RefSeq lists its product as uncharacterized. The record is from RefSeq and is a predicted model, not a curated record. The transcript is spliced from 2 exons. NCBI's taxonomy places the organism in Eukaryota, Fungi, Ascomycota, Leotiomycetes, Helotiales, Ploettnerulaceae. Bases 1 to 3204 code for a protein of 1067 amino acids.